AUGGUAAAAGAAGAAAUCCUCCCAGCGGGUGAAGAAAUUCUUACUAUUCUGGCAUGCAAUGAAAAUGGUAUAAGUAAUGAAGAUCUUCUGAAUGAAACUCCAAAAAUGGAUGUGAAAGAACGUGGUGAAGCAGUUAACCAUUUGCUGUCAUCUGGAAAGAUCGAAAUAUUGCCAAGUCAAAUAUCAGGCUCGUUUAUUUUGCGCUUACGCAAAGGUACACAAAUUGCUGAUGCUACAAACGAAGAACAACUGAUUUAUUCACUGAUAGAAGAAUCUGGCAAAAAAGGUAUUUGGAUACGCGACAUUCGUGACCGGACUGGUUUGUCACAAGCGCAAAUGCGCAAGGCCUUAAAGGCGUUAGAACAACGCAAACUUGUCAAAUCGAUUAAGGCAGUAGGUACAACAAAAAAGUGCUAUAUGGUGUAUGGCGUUGAAGCAGAUGAAUCAUUAACAGGUGGAACAUUUUAUUCUGAUCAACAACUUGAUUCUCAGUUUGUUGAAACUAUAGCGCAUAUUUGUGUUGCAAUGUUGCAGAGUAAGCGAAAAUCGUCGGAAGAAAAUCACCAAAACGAUCCAGUAGCUGCUCGAGAGUUUUCUUACGUUCGUUCUACCGACAUAACGCAGUUUAUUCGUAGUAAAGGCGUUUGUCGAGUACAAUUAACUAUACAAGACAUAGAAAAAAUUUUAUCACUAGCAUUAUUGGAUGGUUCGAUUGAACGGCGUGCAGACGGUAUGUAUCGUGCUUUAGUACCAAAUAUCACUCGAUGUUCUGUUGCCUUUUGUCCUUGCAUUCAUUGUCCUGUUGCGGCUGAUUGCAAGCCAGGUCAUAUAAUAUCUCCUCAGAAUUGUGAAUAUUUUACAUCUUGGUUACAGUGGUAG
Molecule: messenger RNA, 879 nt
Organism: Thelazia callipaeda (thelaziosis nematode)
Lineage: Eukaryota; Metazoa; Nematoda; Chromadorea; Rhabditida; Thelaziidae
Source: the annotation of a GenBank genome assembly